Messenger RNA from Capronia epimyces CBS 606.96, 1182 nucleotides. RefSeq lists its product as uncharacterized. NCBI's taxonomy places the organism in Eukaryota, Fungi, Ascomycota, Eurotiomycetes, Chaetothyriales, Herpotrichiellaceae. The record is from RefSeq and is a predicted model, not a curated record. The transcript has 2 exons. The coding region runs from base 1 to 1182 and encodes 393 amino acids.
AUGGCGCUUACUGGCCCCACGCUCCUCCUCAUCUUCCUAUCCAUCUGCGGAUUUUGGACUCUUUGGGUCUUUCCAUACCGAAAUGGUCUUCUAGCGAUCUUGGGCCGACAGAGCGAGCCUGGCGCCGUGAUACCAGGUCCUACACCGGCUCCCAUGAAGCAGACAUACACAGGUAUUGGGGUGGUGGACAAGGAGUUGACCUCUCUAGUCAGUUUCUUCUAUACGGCUAUCGAUGGCAAUCGAGCCGAUGUUUCCCUCUCGUUUCUAUAUCUGGGCGGGCAAGUUCUCGCCGCCUGGGCCUUAAUCACGACCGAGGGUCUACGAGCCGGCAAUCAGACAAAGUUUAUCCUUACUGCGACGACGUUGUUCGGUCUCGCAGUUGCAAUUAUAGGCUAUGCCUGUGUUGCGCCCCUCUGGUUUGCGCUUCAUCUCUUGGUAUCGCCGGCCGCGGUCGAUCCGCAGGAAUACCGACUCCUAGUAGACACCCCAGUAAAGCUCGCCCUCGCCCCUGUCAGCAUCCUACUGGGAUUCGGGCUGCCUUCACUUUUGAUGUGUCUUCCCGCCCCAUCCUUAAUAUCAUUUGAAACCAAGCAAACUUGGACGGGGAUCCAACAGGGUUGGUCGAUUUGGAUUGGAAUUACACACCUGGUCUUGACGUCUUUCGCAACGAGCCUGGACUCAAGAGCCACAGCUCUGACCGAAAGUGACAAGAAGGCAAAGACGGUCAAAUACCUGCGACAAGCCUAUGCAUUUGCAAUCGUGUCCUCGGCCGGAUCUCACCUUGCAGCCUUUAGCCUGUCACUUCUUGCGUAUGCUUUCCCGGUCUUGUUCAGCUCAACGUAUCUACCACAACUCCAACCAGACAGGAUUUUUGUUCCUGUCCUGCCUUUCGGCCCACACGAGGUCAAAGUUCUUGCAGACGGAGCUCUCUGGUUUUUGCAAUGGGAUAUUCUAGUGGGAGUUUCGGCGACUCUGAUCUGGGGCUUGACUUUGCGAGUUGCUGCUAAGCAGGAACGGGCAACCCUGGUUCAAAUCCUCGUGGGAGCGAUCAAAAUCGCGAUCGCCUCGCUCGUUUUGGGUCCUUGCGGAACUGCUGCCGUGGCUCUUUGGGGUCGCGAUGAGCUUGUAUUUCGACGCUCGAAUGCUGCCGAAGACCGCACGACUACGAAGAAGGACCAGUGA